CGUUAAAAUUUACAUAUCUCCAUGUUAUGUACGUAGCCAACUGUGCUGUAAUCGGCGGUAGGCGAUGAUCUGAAGCAAAAAGCCACCGAAUGAGAAUAUUGGGUCGUGAAAGUCUGCGCAAACGUUUUAAUGCAAGCACAGUAAGCACGGUAUAUGUACAAACUAUUUAAAUACCGCAAGUUACUGGGACAUUACUUUCGGGGGGUUUGUUUUUUUGUAACGGACACCGGUUCGCGAGUGCUUAGGAAGCCAUCCUCCGGAUACACAGGUGCCUCGCCAUAUAAAUGUGGAAUGACUUGUGGGAAUUUCGACUUCAUUUAAGUUUAGACAUUUAAUUUUCGCCAAUUUCGACAUUCAAACAACGAACACGCCUCGGCUGUGGCGUCUUUUACCGCAUCCAGCUGCCAGGGACCGCGAUUCAUGGUGGUGGUAGGGGGCCCCAUUCACUCAUUCGGCGCGUGUUACAAGCAGUGCAUUUGAGGACUUGCAAUUAAUUUACUUUAAUUACCACUCACGGCACACGCCUUUUCCAAUAACGUUACUAUAGUCGCAUUAACAUUGCCACAUUACCCAUCGUUAGAUUACCCUGCAGAGAGCACAUGCGCGCAUUACCAUAGUUACAUUACCACGCACGGCGCAGAUGCAAAUGCCGUAGUCGCAUUACCGUAAUCGCAUUACCCUACACAUCACAAGCGCAUUGCCAUACAAACUUAAAUUCCAAUGCGUAUUGUAGCCCAACUGCCAUGCUCACAACCCGUUGCAGUGAGAGUUUGCAUUGUGAUGCGCAUGCGUUGAGAGUGAAACCUCCGCGUGUAUGUGUAUUGCAAACCCACUUGCUGGGAUUGGAGUCCUUCGCUAGCACGCGAAUCACGCACGGCGCCUGUGUGUGUCAGAGAGCCUGCAGUGCAGCGCUGUGAGUGAGUUUGUUCUCAGCAGGGAGCACUAAGAAGCAACAGGCUUCCCCCCUGCUGCUGCCUGCCCCCCACAGUCCGCGCGAGAACGUCGGGUCCCAGGCGUCAGGAGACUCCUGAGCAGUAGCAGCAAAGGCCAGCUGUGCGAGCGCUGGUGCUGCUUGCGCGUGGGUGUCACGCUCGCAGCCCCGCGGGGGCGCAGUCGCGGCGGCGGUGACGGCGAUGGACGCGCACGCGGGGCCCUGGCUCUUCUCGGCACUCGACGACGGCAGCGGCAGCGUGUCGUGCGAGCGCAUGCUCGAGUUCUGGCACCGCGAAGGCAUCACGGACGCUGGCGCCAUCCUGCAGGCGUUGGGGCUGGACUGCCGCGCCACCGUGUCCCUGGACGAGCUGUGCCGGCUUGUGGAUGAGCAGCUGCCGUGCGCGGGGGGCUAUGCGGCCCAGGCGCUGCUCGUGGCCUGCAAGCACGAGGUGGCUCAGCUCAGGUCGUGGUUGGGGGAGCUGGGCGCCGAACGCGACUCGCUCAGGGCAAGCCUGCGCAGCGCGCGGCUCCACGCGGAGCAGCUGGCACGCGACGCUGAUGAGCAGGUGGCCAGCGCAAACGCUCACCACCACGCAGAUCUCAGGCGGCUGGAGCAGGCGCAGGCGGAGGCGCUGGCGACGCUGCGCUCAGAGCGCGAGCGCGAGCUGGAGCGCUCCGAGCGGGAGGAGCGCGCUUGGCAGGCGGAGUUGGGGCGCCUGCAUGCCGAGCGCAGGCAGCUGCGCAGCGAGGUGGAGCUGGCGUACGCGCGGUGUUCCCGGCUGGAGACGGAGCUCGCAGAUGCUGGAGCUCAGUGCGCCGUUGGCCAGCGCGGGGUGUGCGACCCAGGCCUCGGGGAGCCGGAGCCAGGGGGGAGCGCCCGGCCCUCUCUUCCCAUCGUACGACCGGGGGAGGUCACGCGGCUCAGCCGGCAGUCGCUCAACAAAACCAAUUACUGCAAAUCGGAGUGUAAAGCAACAGAGUCUCAAGAAAAUGGCGUUGAGGUAUGCGGCAAUAAAACCGGUCAAAGUGAUGAGCCAGCCGACAAGAGACCGAGCUGGCAAACCAGCGAGCACAUCCAUAAUAAUAAUAACAACAAAACAUGCCAACAAGGGAUUGAGCAAUGUGGUACAAAACCAGCACGCCGUUCAGAACAACUGUCUAGGGAACAAUUCGGUAAGGUUUCCAGCGAGCAUUGCAAGGACGAGGUCAGAGAGAAAUGUGACAAAUUAACCAAAGUGCGUGUUUAUAAUCCAUCCAGUGGACAAGUCAGUAAGCUCGCCAGCGCACAAUCUAAUGAACAGACCAGAGACCAUAUUGAUAAACUAAGCCUUAAACACAACGUCAAGGAAACCAAAGAGUAUUAUAGACAAGUGAGAGAGCAAACUAUCAUCCAAUACAGGGAACAAACUAACAUUGAAGCCAGCAAGCCAGUUCUAGCACCCACCAAUGAACAAGCCAAUGGACAAUGCAGUGAACAGUUUACUGAGAUAGUCACUGAACUAAACGGAAAGACAGCUACAGAGCCGUGUACUGAACAACACAGCGAAAAGCUCCCUGAAUUGGUCAGCAAGGAGUCCGCGCAUCUUGCACCCGACAAACAAACCGUCGAGCUGACGAGCACACAAACCACAAAACCAGGGAGUGAAGAAUCUAUGGUGAAAACAAAAUUGGGAACAGACACAUCAGCCAGUGAAUGUUCCGCUGGGCACAAUGGCGAGCAGACCAGCAGGCAGACAAAACAGCAGUGCAGUGAGACGUGUAAUAAAAGCGGCGAAGGACUGGGCGAGAGAGCGUGUCGACAGAGAAUGACGGCGCAAUCCAGUGGAGCACCUUGCGAGAAGAGGAGCGGUGGAGAAUUAAGCGUUUGUGAACGGUCGCGGAAGUUCGGCAGCCCAUCCAUAAAUUCAGACGCCAAAGGGAAUUUUACGGCAGCACCUCAGCGCCCCAAUCCUUGGUCGCGCGCCGCGGGCCUCGGGGCGGCCGCUCUGGGGGCCGCGCUGGACGAAGCCGUGGCUCUGCUGCAGCGACUCGAGGCGCUAGCCCUGCAGCUGCUGAGCGCUUGCUGCCCCCAGGGCACACUGCUGCUGCGCGUGCUCUGGAGCGGCCUGUACUCGCACGCCGAGUGGUUCGCUCCACCUCUGAGCUGGCUCUACCAGGAGCUGGCUCGCGCCCGGCAGCUGCUCACGACCGCACGGCGCCAGCACCGCUCCCUCUCGACCCUGGUCCUCGCCGCUCCGUGCGACGCGAGGGGCUCCCCGGAGCGUCCGCCCGCGUCUCGCUCGGCUGAGCGUGCUGUGGCGCUCUCUGGGCGGUCGUAGGCAGAGGGCGGUUCGCCAACGCCGAGGACCCGCGACGUCCGUAGAAUUUCAAACUGCGCACAAAUACGCCUUCACGCAAAAAAACUUGAAAUGGGGACUCGUUGCAAGCGUCUUGCGUUCGUUCCACUUCAGCAGCGUCUGCUAUUUAAAUGACAGAUGUGCGCAUUUGAUCCGAGAUAGCACUAUGACUAAUAAAUUAAGUUACUUCUGAGCGGUAAAUUAUUAAAAUAGGCAUUUAUUUGGUCCAUAGGCUGUAUUCGUGGUGGCUCAAUGGUCCAAAUGACGGUUAGGUCAAAUGUUAAAUCCUCCACAGGAAUCGCUCGCACUUCGCCAUUCCCUGUGGAGAAAGAUGAUGCUGCUGCCAUUCUCUGGUACUGUCAUUCAAUAAAAACGUUCAGAAUGCAAUCUUAAUAAAUAUGACUUGAAUAGACAUGUUAAACACAUGUCACGGAUUAUACAAAAUCGGCGUUGACUUCCUUUGUUUAAGCACUGUUGAGACUUAAGUUGAAUGUUUUAAUAGGCAAACCUUAAGUCGAAUGAAUAUAUCACAGGGGCUUGUUACAUUGCACCACUGGCUGUUUACCUGCCUAUUGCAGAAUGUUGGGUAUUUAUGCGGUUGUUACAUUUUAUGCUGUAUAAGAACAUUUCCCAGACGUUCUACAUUAAACACUUUUAAAUGUAUUUUACAUCACUCGUUCAUUGUGUGCUCGUUGAAUUGAUGCGUAUUGUUGUAUCUGUGUGUUGCAUCUUUACACAGAACAUUAAACUGCACGUGAUAAUAAGA
Molecule: messenger RNA, 4035 nt
Organism: Petromyzon marinus (sea lamprey)
Lineage: Eukaryota; Metazoa; Chordata; Hyperoartia; Petromyzontiformes; Petromyzontidae
Biological process (GO): microtubule anchoring at centrosome
Cellular component (GO): centrosome
Source: RefSeq, a predicted model, not a curated record